This is a messenger RNA of Paraglomus occultum, 654 nucleotides long. The record is from the annotation of a GenBank genome assembly. Lineage: Eukaryota; Fungi; Glomeromycota; Glomeromycetes; Paraglomerales; Paraglomeraceae.
AUGGACGCUCAUUCUAAAAUAACACGUAAACGACUCUUCCCGUUCGAACGAGAUCUGGAUCGCCUUCCCACGGACAGAGCAAAACGACGCUAUGUGUCUGAAUACUUGUCCUCAGAGCUGACCGCCUUGUCAUUAGGAGAAGACGGAGACGACGUUAUGGAAAUAGAUGGUUUAAAUAAAAAGGACGAUUUAUUGUCGAAUAAAGGUAGUUCGUCAAAGAAAAAACAUGUCGUGUUGGUCACAGAUUUCAACGAUGGAAGCGAAUCAGAUAACGACAAGUCCGACGGUGAGAAAGAGAAAGAGCCGGGUACAAUAGAGAUAUCGAGUGAACUGAAGGAACUGACAAAAAUGUAUGGAAACCCGGAAAAAGCACUGGUCAAGUAUCAGCGUCCUCCAUGGCUACCACCUGAUCCACCGACAAAGGAAGACACUACAAACCUUCAAUCCGACGAUGCUACCAGUUUAACGUUGACCCAUCAAAAAUCGGUAAUCGAAUUCAAUCAAAGUUUUCGGAUAGACGAUGUUUCAUUAGAUCUGGACGGAACACGCAUGGAAAUGGACAACGAACACUCGGAGAGUAAGCGGACAUCUUAUGAGGGAUAUCUCGGUGACGAUGAUGAUGACUACGACGCUGCUGAGGAUAUGGUUGAAUGA